AUGUCUGUUAGAGAUACACAGGCAGAAAACCUUUUGGCUCUGCUGAAAGGAAGUGAUGUUGAUCAGAAGAUUGCCGAAUUUGCAAAUAUCAAGUCGCAGGUCAAGCACCAACAUGUGCAGACAGAAGCUAUAGGCCCCUUGUUCGAAGCUUGUCGUCUCGGAGUCUCGUCCCCUAACAAUACACUAUCUCUCCACGCUCUCUCCUGCCUCGGACAUCUGAUUAAAAGAGUUACCCUCCAAGACGUCGCUCGCAUCCGCCCGCAUGUCGCCCACAUACUCCCAGUUCUCAUUGAAAAGCUCGGCGAUCAGAAGGACAGGAGUCGAUCAGUAGCUCUGACUGGAUUAUUGGAUCUAUGGAAGAGUUCUGGCCCUGAUGUUGAGAGAGGGAUUAAAGAGCUUGGUUUUGGGAGUAAGAUCCCUAGGUGCAGGCAGGAGAGUUUGAAUUGGCUGCUGCAGGUUCAUCAUAGCCAGCAGGGCUUUUCUUUCAGGAGCUUUACACCGUUUAUGAUCAAGAUGCUUGAGGAUGCUAGCGAGCCUGUUAGAGAAUCUGCCAAAGACGUUGUUGUGGAGCUAUUCAAGAAUGCACCGGAUCAUGCAAAAUCGGACCUUAAAAGAGAGCUACAGAAUCGACAAGUCCGAAAAGCAAUUGCUACAUAUAUUGUGAGUCAACUUGGGAUACCUGGCGGCGAAGCAGAAAUGCGGAAUACUGUGAGAUCUCCGGAAGGACAUGAAGAAGAAGUGGAAAGUGCGAAGGGAGGAAAAAGCGUUGCAGGUAGUAUGGCUUCGUCGGUUUAUGUUCAGAGCAUGCCCGGAAGCGAGAUGGAAAGUGGUAUCGAGCCAUUAUACGUCAACACGAAUCGCGAACUGGAGGAGAUUAUGCACGGUAUGGCCGACGCAUUUGAAGGAAGAGAAUCGGAAGGAAACUGGGCAGCUAGGGACAAAAAUGUCACGAAGCUUAGGCAAUUGGUCAGAGGAAACGCAUAUAAAGAUUACCAAACCACGUUUCUUGUGUCAUUAAAAUCGCUCCUGGACGGCAUCCUCAAGACGGUCAACUCUCUGCGUACAACAGUAGCCACGAAUGGUGGUCAACUAUUGAAAGAUUUAGCGAAAAUCAUUGGCCCGGGCCUUGACCCUAUGAUGGAGAUCCUCAUGAUGAAUCUUAUUAAGCUCUGUGCGGGAACGAAAAAGAUUACAUCGCAAUUGGGAAAUGUCACAACAGCUGUGCUGAUUUCAAACAUUUCAUAUCAUGUGAAACUUGUACAGCAACUACUAAUUGCAUGCAACGACAAGAAUGUUCAACCAAGGAGCUAUGCAGCUGGAUGGCUAAGAAUCCUUUUGGAGACUCACAUAGAUCAAAAGGGAUAUAUUGAACAUUCUGGGGGGACUGAUGUGAUUGAAAAGUGCAUCAAGAGGGGUCUAUCAGACGCAAAUCCGGGUGUAAGAGAAGGAAUGAGAUCAACAUACUGGCUGUUCGCCUCUAUUUGGGCGGCGCGGGCUGAGGCGCUCAUGGAUACUCUGGACGCAAGCUCGCAGAAACUACUCCAAAAAGGCAACCCGAACCCUGGCGCAACAGCAGCGCCAAAAGGUGUAUCAAAUCUACGCCAGCCAUUAGGAAGAGGCCCUGCCCCAGGAAGACCUUCGGUAAAGGAAGCGAUUCUUGCGUCGAAGAAGAGCCGUGGGGAGCUUAGACCUCAAACUGGGCCUACUGAUAUGGGACCUCCUGCUGCUACUCAAAGCGGUCUGGCCUCUGCGCCUCUUAGGCCUCAGAGACCCCAUGUAAAGACAAGAGCUGCUGUGCCUGAAAGAACGCACGCAGAUGCCCCAUCUGUAAAACGAGAAUUAAGCCCCUCGGGCGCAUACCAAUCUGGCCAAAGGACGUCACCGCUGCAAAAUUCUCGUACGAAUGGUGUACGGUCACCUCCAUUAUCGCCCCCAACAAGAAACUUCCAUGACAGGGCGGUCCGAAUGCAUUCAACGCCCCAACGUCAACAAAGCCCACUUAUUGGUAGUUCUGGUAGAAAACUCACUGUACUGGAACAGCUGAAUCACAACGACUGGAGAGUAAGAGUCGAGGGAGUGGUUAUAGUUGCCUGCCUUCUUGCUAAAAAGACACCCCCAAAUUACGAUGGCCAGAAAAUGCCAACCCUUCCUCCGAGUGAUGUGUUCGCACCGACUUUAGCAAAGCUACUCAAUGAUCCCCAACCGGAAGUUGUCGAACAUGUCGUUGCGCCCGAGGUCCUUGCAGAAUUAGUGAAAGUGGUUCCCAUGGACCAGAUUGUUCCUAAAGUACUCUUGCUAAGUGAGAGUGAUGAUGCGGAACAUUCUCAACCUAUCAUGUCGCACAGCAUGCCGGCAUUGAAAAAGUUGAUGACGGAAUCCGAAGCUGCAGAAAUGCUUUUCAAAAUUAUUACCAGUAUGGGGGUAUCCGGCGUAGUACCAAGGAAACUAGCUGUUGGUUCAUUUACAACAACCCAGAAACGAAAGAUUCUCCACGGUUGCCUCAUCUGGAUGUGCGAAAUCGUAGAGUCACAUCUUAAAGGUGCGCAGAACGAAUUUUUGAGCGAUUCUUCAAACUUCAAGCUAUGGACCAAUCGUUUGAUAGCGAUGUUAAACAACACAAGGGUACCGAAUUACGGCCCUCUGACUACCUUAUUAAAGAACUUACAGAAGAUGGACCCUGAGGCUUUUGAUAAGAUCUUGAUGACGUUUGAGUCUCAGACUGUUAGAGAUUUGAAAAAGGCUUGGGGAGUUAAUGUCGAGGAUGAGACAGAAGCGAUAAUCAUUGAAGAAAAGGUCGCGGACGUGGAACAAGUUCUGGGGUCUGUGCCAAAGAUUGGUAAAACACCAAUGAACCCUCAGCAAAUCAAUGCUUCAUCUAUGGCAAGAAAGGAAUCAUCCAUUGGUGAUGAUGUUUCAUUCUCUAAAGAUGAAGAUAUCACUAUGAUUAGCCUUCCUCCCCUCCCUCCUGCACUCAAAGCAGCCACGCCAACACGAGUCAGAGAGAACGAAAAGAAACUCCAGGAUUUACCGCCUCUCCCAACCACACCAAUCGACAACACCCCUGAUCUUCUUGGCUUGUCAAUGCGAAAGUCUGGACGCGCCGAUGACAAAAAUCCAACCAUAAAAGUUUACCAAGACCCAAUUGUCGAGUCCAAUGGUGCUGUGGCUACAGGCGGGGAUAAACAACAAGGUCCUGGAUACGGUGAAUGGAAUAGGACAAAGAUGAAGAAGCAAAUCAGCAAUUCAAACUUGCCGAAGACACCAGAGCACUCCUCCAGAUUACUAAUUACACUCAUUACAAGGCUACAAAAUCGUGAAAUUGAUACUCAAGCAUUCAGAAAGCUGAUUGGAAUCGCAAGAGAAAAUCCAGUUAGGGCUGUCUUGCAAGAGAAUAACGGGGAGCACCUGUAUGAUAUCUGGGAGAAUGGAAAGAUGUUUGACGAGUUGCUCAUUGCUCUCCUUGAGUACCUUGAUGAUGAAUCUAUUGAUGUGGAUAGAGCUGCGGAUCUCAGAGUACAAGGGCUUCUAGUACUAAAACAGUUGCUUUCCAAAACCGCCCCUUAUUUUUCACGACAUGAACCGGCAGUGUUGCGUACGCUUAUUGAUCUACGGGGAAAGUAUCCAACACAAUCACAUGUCACCACCGGCAUCGAAGAAAUCAGCGAGGAGUUCUUGGCUCUUGUCGACCCAUACACAGGAAUUGAGGCUAUCUUGAACAUGAUGUUGCCUAAGGAUGCACCUGGAUUUAGGCCGCCUACUCAAAGUUGGUGCAUGGCUCUUACUUGUCUGGCAGCACUAGUGAGGAGCAGUAAAGCAUCCACGCUAGAUCCCCAAAUGCCUCGGCUUGGCGUUUUGGCUGUUAAGUCUCUGGAUGAUGAAGAUGCCGAAGUGAGGAGAUCGUGCGUAUCCAUGUGCAUUGAGAUGCACAGCAAGUUGGGGAACGACGAAAGACUCUUUGAUGAAAUUUUUAAAGGACUCAAAAGUGGACAUCAGAACCUUUUAACUUAUUACUUUGCGAAAAGAGAAGGCGAAAUGAGGCAAUGA
Molecule: messenger RNA, 4044 nt
Organism: Morchella sextelata
Lineage: Eukaryota; Fungi; Ascomycota; Pezizomycetes; Pezizales; Morchellaceae
Exons: 7
Coding region: 1-4044 (1347 amino acids)
Biological process (GO): astral microtubule depolymerization; mitotic spindle assembly
Cellular component (GO): microtubule organizing center; spindle microtubule; mitotic spindle midzone
Molecular function (GO): microtubule binding
Source: RefSeq, a predicted model, not a curated record